UUACACAGACAAAGGCGAGAAGCCUGAAAAAGGACAGUUCCUCAACUUCCAUUCGCUGACAUUCUGGGUGGGAAAUGCCAAGCAGGCGGCGUCAUUUUACUGCAACAAAAUGGGCUUUGAAGAAUUGGCCUACAGAGGCCUGGAAACCGGCAGCCGUGAAGUGGCGUCCCACGUCGUCAAGCAGGACAAGAUUAUUUUUGUCUUCUCCUCGGCUCUCAACCCAGGAAAUCAAGAAAUGGGCGCGCAUUUAGUGAAGCAUGGAGACGGGGUCCGAGACAUUGCCUUUGAGGUGCAGGACUGCAAUUUCAUUGUGCAGAAAGCGAGAGAACGGGGAGCCAUAAUAGUAAAAGAGCCGUGGAUAGAGGAAGACAAGUUUGGGAAGGUGAAAUUUGCAGUCAUUCAGACGUACGGGGACACCACCCAUACCCUGAUUGAGAAGCUGGACUACAAAGGACUUUUCCUGCCUGGUUUUGAGCUUCCUCUCUUCAAGGACCCACUGCUGAAAAGCCUGCCGCCCGGAGGGCUGAACUUCAUUGACCACGUAGUGGGGAACCAACCUGACCAUGAGAUGGUCCCAGUGGCAGAAUGGUACCAAAGAAAUCUCCUGUUCCACCGCUUCUGGUCUGUGGACGAUAAACAAUUGCACACUGCGUUCAGUGCUCUGCGGUCAAUCGUGGUGGCCAACUAUGAAGAAACCAUUAAAAUGCCCAUUAAUGAGCCUGCUAUGGGGAAGAAGAAGUCUCAAAUCCAGGAAUACGUUGACUAUUAUGGAGGCUCCGGAGUCCAGCACAUCGCUCUGAAUACCUCGGACAUUAUUUCUUCGAUUGUGAACCUGAAGAAGCGGGGCAUGGAGUUUAUGUCCGUCCCCUCCUCCUACUACCAGCAAUUGCGGAAGAAGCUGGUAUCUGCCAAGAUUAAGGUGAAAGAGAACAUGGACAAACUGGAGGAACUCAAAAUCCUAGUGGACUUUGAUGAGAAAGGAUAUCUGCUCCAGAUCUUUACUAAGCCUGUUCAGGACAGGCCAACUGUCUUUCUCGAAGUCAUACAGCGUCACAACCACCAGGGGUUUGGUGCUGGAAACUUCAAAUCUUUGUUUGAAGCUAUUGAAGCAGACCAGGACGCCCGGGGAAACCUCACUAUCUUGACGCCCAAUGGAGAAUCAGAACUCAUGUAAUGCUCAGCGGUGAAAGG
Euleptes europaea (tarantolino) is the source of this 1191-nucleotide messenger RNA. RefSeq names its product 4-hydroxyphenylpyruvate dioxygenase (gene HPD). Gene Ontology annotation, biological process: L-tyrosine catabolic process. The record is from RefSeq and is a predicted model, not a curated record. Gene Ontology annotation, cellular component: endoplasmic reticulum membrane; Golgi membrane. The transcript has 13 exons. Gene Ontology annotation, molecular function: 4-hydroxyphenylpyruvate dioxygenase activity. Bases 110 to 1174 code for a protein of 354 amino acids. NCBI's taxonomy places the organism in Eukaryota, Metazoa, Chordata, Lepidosauria, Squamata, Sphaerodactylidae.